AGACUAGGUCAGCCAUGUGGAUGCGUCUGUUGAACAGCUGAAGAGGAGGAGGAGGGGUUAUACAGAAAGAGAGAUAGAGAACGUGGUGUGUGUGCAUAUGAAAGAAAGCGCGAGGGGGAAGAGGGAGAGAGCGCGCGCGCGUGCGUAUGUGUGUGUGAAAAGGAAGCGGAGUCUGUAAACGGCAAACUCAGUGAUUUACCCUCCACAAACUACCGCACCGUAUCAAGCUUUACUUCUCCGAAAGCGUAAAAGCUUUCGGAGUUAUCGCGCGGCUGAAGGAGGGGGAACCGCGCGCGCUGAGAAAAGAGUCCCCGGGCGGUGUGAACGCGCAUAAAUUAGUAAAGCGAGGUCGUCUUUUGUUGAGGCAUUUUCCCGGUUUCUCAUGUGUAUGGACAUAGGCAUUCUCGGGAUAAAGUAUCAGCCCUCGGGUUCUUGGAUUUUGGCCCAGGCCAAGAAGUUCGCGGGGUCGUCUUGGAGGAAUCAGACGCGGAAUCGUGUUUGAAGUUGUUUGCAGCGGUCCGAUCGGAACUUAGAUCAUCAUACUGGCGGCUCUCCCGAAACACUGGGGUUGUUGGUGUGGCCAAAUUUUCCCUGGAUUUGAUUGGUAAAUUCAGAAGACUGAAGCCCAGGCUCACAGUCUACCUUUCACGGAGGCCCAGCCGUGAGAGGACAGAAGAAGGCACGUGGCGAAUCAUGACUGCCGAUAAAGAGAAGGACAAGGAGAGGGAGCGCGACCGCGAUCGGGACAGAGACCGCGAUAAGCGGGACAAAAUGAGAGAGAGCGAGAGCUCACGGCCCCGGCGCAGCUGCACGCUGGAGGGCGGGGCUAAGAACUAUGCAGAGAGCGAACACAGCGAGGACGACGACAACGAGACGCCUGGGGGCGCUAACGCUGAAGAGGCCAGUAAGAAAGGCAAGAAGAAGUUGCCUAAAAAGAAGUCGCGUUAUGAGCGAAUGGAGAACGGGGAGAUCACUUCCUUCAUUACGGAGGAUGACAUUGUUUACAGACCUGGCGAUUGUGUGUACAUAGAGAGCCGACGGCCGAACACGCCCUACUUCAUCUGUAGCAUUCAGGAUUUUAAGCUGAGUAAACGGGACCAUCUGUUAAUGAAUGUGAAAUGGUACUACCGUCAGUCUGAGGUACCUGACUCUGUCUACCAGCACCUGGUGCAGGACCGCAACAAUGAAAACGACUCUGGUCGAGAGCUGGUUAUUACUGAUCCCGUGGUUAAGAGCAGAGAGCUCUUUAUCUCAGACUACGUGGACACCUAUCAUGCUGCUGCCCUCAGGGGGAAAUGUAACAUUUCACACUUCUCUGACAUAUUCGCUGCCAGGGAGUUCAAAGCACGAAUCGACUCUUUCUUCUACAUCUUAGGAUAUAACCCAGAAACCAGGCGAUUAAACAGUACGCAAGGGGAGAUUCGAGUUGGCCCCAGUCACCAGGCCAAGCUGCCAGAGCUCCAACCCUUUCCCUCUCCUGGAGGUCAAACAUUGACAGAGAAUGAGGAGCUGGUUUGGAUGCCAGGGGUCAAUGACUGCGACCUGCUCAUGUACCUGCGGGCAGCCAGGAGCAUGGCUGCGUUUGCGGGGAUGUGUGAUGGGGGGUCAACGGAGGACGGUUGCCUCGCCGCCUCGCGGGACGACACUACACUUAACGCAUUAAACACUCUUCACGAGAGCAGCUAUGAUGCCGGAAAAGCCCUGCAACGGCUGGUGAAGAAACCAGUGCCAAAGCUCAUCGAAAAGUGCUGGUCAGAAGAUGAAGUGAAACGGUUCAUAAAGGGUUUAAGGCAGUACGGAAAGAACUUUUUCAGGAUUCGGAAAGAAUUGCUCCCUAAUAAAGAGACGGGGGAGUUGAUCACCUUUUACUAUUAUUGGAAGAAAACCCCAGAGGCUGCGAGCUGCAGAGCCCACCGCAGGCACCGCAGACAGCCUGUCUUCCGUCGGAUCAAGACCCGAACCGCCUCCACCCCCGUCAACACUCCCUCCCGCCCGCCUUCCAGCGAGUUCUUGGACUUGAGUUCGGCCAGUGAAGAUGACUUUGACAGUGAGGACAGCGAACAGGAACUGAAGGGCUACGCUUGCCGGCACUGUUUCACUACCACCUCCAAGGACUGGCACCACGGGGGUCGCGAGAACAUCCUGCUGUGCACGGACUGCCGAAUUCAUUUUAAGAAGUACGGAGAACUGCCCCCCAUCGAGAAGCCUGUAGACCCGCCGCCAUUUAUGUUUAAACCCGUCAAAGAGGAAGACGAUGGACUCAGUGGGAAGCAUAGCAUGAGGACUCGACGGAACCGCGGCUCAAUGUCAACGCUACGAAGUGGCCGCAAGAAGCAAACCUCCAGCCCGGAUGGCAGAGCCUCACCGACCAAUGAGGACCUGCGCUCCAGCGGGCGUACCUCACCUAGUGCAGCCAGCACAUCCAGCACAGACAGCAAGACUGACUCCAUGAAGAAACCCAGCAAGAAGAUAAAGGAAGAGGCGCCGUCGCCUAUGAAGAGUGCCAAACGUCAGAGAGAGAAAGGAGCAUCUGACACUGAGGAGUCGGAGAGGGCGAGCGCAAAGAAAUCUAAAACGCAGGAGCUGAGUCGGCCAAAUUCACCCUCCGAGUGUGAAGGAGAAGGUGAGGGGGAGAGCUCUGAUGGUCGCAGCGUGAAUGACGAUGGCAGCAGUGAUCCUAAGGAUAUUGACCAGGACAACCGUAGCUCCUCCCCUAGCAUUCCCAGCCCGCGUGAUAACGAAAGCGACUCGGACUCCUCUGCACAGCAGCAGAUCCUCCAGGGCCAACAUCCUCCGGUCAUCCAGUGUCAAACAGGAGCUCUACCCCCUGCCCCACCUUCAUCAGCUGCAGCAUCCACACCCCCCACCUCAGGUGCCCCUUCACAGCCAUCCCCCUCAAUCCCCCCCACCUCCUCCAUGCCACCUCAGCAGAUACCUCCAGCAGGUCCACUCGCCCUCAUCCAGUCAGGGGUGCAGCGACUACCCUCGCCCCAUUCCCCUCUGCAGGGCAUGCCUCAGCCCCCACCCCCCUCUCAGUCUGGCCCUCAGUCCCUGCAACCUCCACUACACGGCCCCAUGCUGCCCAUGGGGCACCCUCUGCAGGCAGGGCCAUUGCACAUGCCUCACCCUCACGCUUUACCCCCUCAGCCAUUCCCAAUGGGUCAGUCUCAGGUGCCCCCUUCACCCCUUUCUGGUCAGACGCAGGCCUCCCCCUUGACGCAACAACGACCUCACACACCCCCAUCCCAAUCUCAGACCUCCUCACAGAGUGGCAACCAGCCUCCCAGAGAGCAGCCAUUACCACCCGCGCCAUUGCCAAUGCCCCACAUCAAACCACCGCCAACCACCCCUAUCCCACAGAUGCCAAACCCUCAAUCACACAAGCAUUCAAACCACCCUCCGUUCCCACAAAUGCCUUCCAACCUACCCCCACCGCCAGCCUUAAAGCCCCUCAGCUCUCUAUCCACGCACCACCCUCCGUCUGCCCAUCCGCCUCCGCUUCAACUCAUGUCACAAAACCAGCAACUCCAGCCACCGCCAGUGCAACCUCCAGUGCUCACCCAAUCCCAAAACCUGCCGGCUACGGCAAGUCAGGUGCCCCCUCCGGCUCCUCCUCUUCCUUCCUCCUCGUCUCACUCGACGCCUUCUCAACCCCCUUUCCCUCCCCACCCCUUCAUGCCAGGCAGCUCGCCCGUAUUAUCGCCCUCCACCGUUUCCUCUUCUGUGGCGAACUCUAUGUCUACGCUGCAACAGCCACCACCAUCCUCGAUAUCCAUGCCUCUGCCUGCGUCGGUCAGCACGCCCUGCCCGGGACCCUCCACUGUUCCACCUGUACAAAUUAAAGAGGAGCCUCUAGAUGAGACGGAGGAACCGGAAAGUCCUCCACCUCCUCAGAGGAGUCCUUCACCUGCACCCACCAUCGUCAACACUCCCAGUCACGCCAGCCAGUCAGCACGAUUCAACAAGCAUCUGGACAGAGGAUACAACACAUGUGCCAGAACAGACUUCUACUUCACACCUCUUGCCUCAUCGAAACUGGCAAAGAAAAGAGAGGAGGCAUUGGAGAAAGCCAAGAGGGAGGUUGAGCAAAAAGCACGCGAGGAAAAAGAGAAAGAACGGGAGAAGGAAAGAGAGAGGGAGCGGGAACGAGAAAAGGAAGCAGAGAGAUCUGCUAAAGCAUCCAGUUCUUCCCAUGAGGGUCGCAUGGGAGAUCCUCAGAUGGCAGGAUCGGCUCACAUGCGGACAUCCUUCGAUCCACCUCCCACCACCAUCGCCACUGUGCCCCCGUACAUCGGCCCUGACACACCCGCUCUGCACACGCUACGGGAAUACGCCCGGCCCCACGUUAUGUCCCCCACCAACCGCAACCAUCCCUUCUUCGUUUCGCUCAAUCCCACAGACCCCCUCCUUGCCUACCACAUGCCAGGCCUGUAUAACGAUCCCGGCAUGCGCGAGCGAGAGAUGCGUGAGAGGGAGAUCCGCGAGAGGGAGCUGAGGAUGGAGAGGAUGAAGCCAGGCUUCGAGGUCAAACCUCCAGAAUUAGACGGCCUGCAUCCUUCCGCCAACCCAAUGGAGCACUUUGCCCGGCACGGGCCUAUUGGUAUCCCUCACAUGGCUGGCCCUCACCCGUUCGCCUCCUUCCACCCGGGCCUGAACCCUCUGGAGAGAGAGCGUCUGGCUUUGUCUGGGCCGCAGUUACGGCCAGAGAUGGCCUACCCUGAUAGGCUGGCCGAGAGGCUACACGUUGAAAGAAUGGCUUCUGUGGCUAAUGACCACAUACAGCGGCUGCAGAUGUACAACGUGACACCGCACCACCAUCAGCACUCGCACAUCCAUUCACACCUCCAUCUGCACCAACAGGACCCACUGCACCAAGGUGGUGGUGAAUGCCUUGUGUGUCCUCCAGGUUCUGGGCCACAUCCCUUAGACCAGCUGGCAGCUGGACCGCACCUCGCCCGGUUUCCGUACCCGCCUGGAGCCAUCCCCAACCCCCUGCUCGGACAGAAUCCACAUGAACACGAGAUGCUACGGCACCCUGUGUUCGGUGCUCCAUACCCCAGAGAGCUACCACCACCAAUGUCAGCGGCACACCAGCUGCAGGCCAUGCACGCGCAGUCUGCAGAGUUACAGAGAUUGGCCAUGGAGCAGCAGUGGCUACACGGUCAUCACCACAUGCACGGGGGACCUCUGCCAGGACAGGAGGACUAUUACAGUCGGUUGAAGAAAGAGAGCGACAAACAGCUGUGAUCAGCCGAGGACUCCCAGAGUUCAGCAGGACACAGGAGGUCAUAGAAGAACAGUCACACACAGGAACUCACAUGUCCUUGGAACAUUUUAAGUUUGACGAAGCGACAAGGAUUGUCCGAGGAACCUUUUUCUGUUGUCAGCUUUCUUCACUAUUACGGACCGUUUUUGUUAGGACAUUGACUGUUUUUGCGACGGGGGCGGGGGGUUAUAUAUCGUUCAAGUAGUAACAGCGUCCACAGGACCGAUCGUGACUUUCCUGCAUGAACAUACUCUGAGAAUCUUCCCUGAUGUUUCUGUAGGUGCUAGAAUACCAGAUACUUUGUCACUGUGCUAAACGGGCGAAAAAAGGAACAGAUCAGCUGGGCCAUUAUAUCUGAAAAGUGCUAUCUUAAAUUCAACGUUUAUUUUAAUACAUUGUAGGAAGUUUUCAUAAUGUUAAGAGAAGCUGCAGCAUGGCGUUUUUUCGAGUCUGUAAAUAGUAUAUAAAUAUAUAUAUACAUAUAAUUAUUACUAUUAUUAUUAUAAUUAUUAUUAGGUGUGGAUUCCUAACCAAGUUGGUAGACCUCCGAUAUAAUAAUUCCUGAAGUGUCAUCCCUUGUUUCAGAGGGGAAGGAGGUGGCACUAGUAGAGCAGGUAACCAUGUCAGAUGGUUCAGUCCAUUAAACCGGGGAUGUUGGGAGAAUGGUACCGGACACCUCUAAAAGGCCAAUGCUCAAAUGAAGCCUGUUUUUGUUUUGUUUGAUUUGGUUUUUGUAUAUUGACAGUCUGCAACUCAAACAUUCAUGACCGUGUUUUUCCUUUAAUGGCUGAACGCAGAAGACUCAAAACACUUGAAGCGGAGAAGGGGGAAGAGUUGUGUAGCCUUGACCAUUUGGAAAAAGAGUAUUGCACUGAAUAACCUCAAAGACGUUUUAUGUUUUUAAACUCUAAUUGGCUUUUUUAUAUGAGCAAGUGCAUUUUAAAAGUCUGUCAUUUUGAUUUUUGUGUACCAAAGCGAAAUGCAACGGUUGUAUAAGUGAAGUUCAUAAUCCAGCUACUCCCACGGUUGUAGUAUUACACAUUGCAAAACCGAUUGUACUGUUUUAAGUAACAACAUAUGACAUCUUGAUGCUCUUUUUUCUGUUUCAUGUUUAGCUUUACACAUUGAACUGUUGUUUAAGGGUGCUGGUAAAGAUAGCAAUUCCCCCACAUAUCCACUUUGUGUUCCUAAACUCCUCUUGCAAGCUGCUCACACAAUCAUUUUCCAGAUCUACUGUACAAAUUCAUCAAACCAUUCUCACUGUGAAGCCUGGGGGAAAAUGGUGACCGAGAAAUGUAGAGCUUGGAUUCGAGUCUGUACCUGAGUGUGCAUGUGUUCACAGUAGUGAAGACAAUUAUCUGAGCUUCUCUCUCUGCCUUCCUGAGACUGCAUUACCCGUGAUGCAUGAGGCCUCUUUAGUUUCUCUCCAUCAUGUUGAGGCUGGUAGAUAGCACUCAUUGACUGUUACAUGCAGUAUUUGUUGUUUUUUAAGAUUCAUCACAAUAACUAUUAUUUCAGUUUUACAAAAUCAUUUUAUUCCAGUAAGAUUGUUGCUGGAAUUUGGGCCUUUUUGAGCAUACAGUUCAAAGUAAAGCGAAAGCUCACAGUA
Molecule: messenger RNA, 6875 nt
Organism: Triplophysa rosa
Lineage: Eukaryota; Metazoa; Chordata; Actinopteri; Cypriniformes; Nemacheilidae
Gene: rerea
Product: arginine-glutamic acid dipeptide (RE) repeats a
Exons: 22
Coding region: 694-5247 (1517 amino acids)
Biological process (GO): regulation of DNA-templated transcription
Cellular component (GO): nucleus
Molecular function (GO): transcription corepressor activity; sequence-specific DNA binding; chromatin binding
Source: RefSeq, a predicted model, not a curated record